AUCCGAUAACCCCAACUCUCUUCCCUUAGUAAAAGCUGCGGAGUUUGGUGAGUUAGUAAAAUAAAUCAAAAUACAAUGUUAGCGUACUCGGGAAGUCGAGGCUUCUCUUGUACUGUUAUUCCCUUAGCAGUUUCGUUAUUUUUCCCUCCAAAAUUUGUUUUGCCAUUUUUUCUUCUUCAAUUAGGCAAUAGUUUUCUAAAUUAGGGAUUCCUGUAAUUCAAUAAUCAAAUGAAUUCGAACAAUAAGAGGAUUAAUUUCAGAGGCGAUGUCAAUUGUUCAAGCAAAAAGAAGAAGAUUUCUGCUGCUUGGAUUGACCUAAUUCAAUUAGGUGGUAUAAUUGUUGACAACGGAGACGGCGGCGAUGACGACGGCGGUGACCGUCUUUUGGCUUGCGAUUCUCUCUCAUCAGUGCUAGAACCUGAUAAACCUUACACAAUUGGGCGGUGCAAUCGGGUCGCCCAUUUCAUAUUCAGUGACCCCCGUGUAAGUAAGCAACACUGUCAGAUUUUAUUUGAUUCUUUGGCUAAGAAAUUGUACCUUUUUAAUGGUGCAUUUUCUGCCUCUACUUUUAAUUGUAAUAAUCGCAAUAGUUAUUGUAUUGUUAACCAAUUUAGGGAUAGAUUGAUUGUUAAGGAUAAUACAAAUGAGCAAAAGGAUGUUUCGUGUAGUAAUUGUACAUGUAAUUUUAAGGUUUCUUUGAAUGGAGUGUUUGUUAAUGGUGUUAAGAUUAAAGAGGGUAUGACUGUGGAGUUGUGUGUUGGAGAUGAGGUUAUGCUUGUUUGUACCAACCGAAAUGGUGAUUGUGGCGGUUUGAAAUCUUGGAUUGGGUUUAUGGUUCGGAGGGUCGUUUUCCAAGAGGAGCUUGUGAAACCGGGGUUUAAUGAAUUACAGAUUCAGAGGCCGAGAUUGAUUAGAUCAUUGUUGCCGGGUAAGGUGAACAAGAGGGUAUUUGCCUUGAGAGUGAGGGAUUCAGAGUCCUUAAGUUUGGGAUAUGAUGGAGUUAUUGGAAGAGCGAAGUCUCUCUUGGCUCGCUGCAAUCAGAUAGUGCAAAGUGAUGAUCCUGUUUCUUGUAUUAGACGGUGUGUAGCUUCCUGCUCUUCAGUUGCUGGGCCGUAUGAUUGCAUCAUCGGGGGAAAAUUGUUGGAAGGGUUUGAGCCUAGUAGUAAUACUAAAUCUCUUACAAGUGUUCCAAAUGUCUCAGUUGUGAAGCAACAGCAUUUUGUGACUUCUGAUGUCAAGGACAUCAGAGAUUUGCAGCGUACUGUGGUACAAUCAACUACUAGUACUGCAAUUUUAGGUGAGAAGAUGGUAUCGUCAAUGUUAAAAGCUCACACUUCAUAUCCAAACGGGUGUACUGGUGUUGGCUUUAUUAAUAACCCUUCUAAUUCUUCAGAACCAAUCUGCAUGGAUGGAAAGAACACUUCUCCUUGUGAAGCUAUGAGUCAGAAUGAUUGUCAGGAGAAGGUUCCUUCACCACCCGGGAAGAAUUUUUACUUGAAUGACCUGAAAAGCAUGCAUCAGGGUUCAUCUAAACAAAAGAAAGUUGUUUCCUUGCCAGAACUCCUGCAUCCUGUCGAUAGCAUCCUUAGAAUGUUCAUUGCAACUUUUACAAGUGAUAUUGAAUGGUUUUUGUCAUAUUGUGAUAUUCCUUCCGAUCUUCCAGUUACAGUGGCAUGCCAUAAUACUGAGAAAUGCUGGAGUGGGGACCCCAGUAUGAGAUCCUGUGCGCCUAAUCCCAACUUCCCCAAUCUAGUUGUAGUGUACCCUCCUUUUCCCGAGGCAAUAGCCUUUGGCAAGGAUCGGAAGAAUCGAGGUGUUGGUUGUCAUCAUCCGAAGUUGCUUGUUUUGCAAAGAGAGGAUAGUAUGCGUGUCAUAAUAACAUCUGCUAAUCUGGUGGCUAAGCAGUGGCAGAGUGUAACCAACACCAUUUGGUGGCAAGACUUCCCAUACAAAAAAUCCCCUGACUGCAAAUCCCUUUUUAACCAGCUUAAUGGAAGUAUGGAUAAUGAUUUGAGAUCCGAUUUUGCUGCUCAGCUAGCAGGAUUUAUGGCCACUCUUGUGACUGAUGUUCCUAGUGAGGCCAACUGGAUUGUUGAGUUAACCAAGUAUGACUUUGGAGGGGCUAGCGGCUAUCUAGUUGCUUCAGUUCCUGGAAUUCAUUCAUAUAGAUCUCUGUCUGCAACUUCACCUGCCUGUAAAUUAAAAUGCAGUGAGAUGUUGCUUGGGUCAGUUGAAUCAUGUGUUGUUGGUUUAAGUUAUAUUUUCCGGACAUCAGCUGACUCAAAUGGUAUACAGCUUAAGAAACUGGCUUCUUAUCUUGGUAAAUCUUCUGAAAAAGGAAGCGGGGUGUCAGAGAUUCUACUAAGAAGAGAAAAAAAUGUACCUUCGGAUUCCAAUGCUGUGAGUGUUGUUGUUCCUAACUUUACAGAAUUAUCUAAAGGAGAUUGUGUACAACUCGGCUUCCUUCCUCGAGCUGUUGCAAAGUGGGUUUCUCCACUAUGGGAUGCGGGAUUUUUUAGAUUUUGUGGACAUCUGUGUUCCAGGGAAGCUCUUGCAGCUGCUUUAGGAGAAAACAGCCUAAAAGUGCAAUUGAUUCUUCAUGUAUCUCAGGGUCCCAACUUUUUAGACAUACCAAAGAUGAUGGAACCUGAACAUGCUGUUGCAUUUUGUUCUCUUGUUGCUUCACUUCGGAGGUGUACUGGUCUGAGGCGAAUUGAAGAGGUGCUACAUCAAUAUAAAUGGCCUGAACCUUUGGAGUCAGAUUUCAUAUAUGGUUCUUCAUCGAUAGGGACUUCAAUCAGUGCACAAUUUCUAGCAGCAUUUUCUGCAGCUGCUGGUAAGAGAUCACAGCAUCUGUAUGAUUCAGAAGAAUCUGAUCCGAAGUGGGGAUGCUGGACUUUAGCACAUGAAUUGAAGCAUCCAUCCAUAAGAGUCAUUUUCCCAACCAUUGACAGAGUGAAGAGUGCACAUUGUGGAAUAUUACCUUCAAAACAUCUCCUUUGCUUUUCAGAGAAAACAUGGCAAAGAUUGAAGAUGGUGAACAUACUCCAUGAUGCUGUUCCUCAACCCAGUGAAAGAGUAGGAUAUCCCAUGCAUGUCAAGGUAGCAAGGAGGCGUUUCAAAUCGAAGACAGAUGGAUCUUCAUUUGGCUGGAUUUAUUGUGGGUCACAUAACAUGAGUGCUGCUGCAUGGGGACGACAAAUUUCAAGCCAAUCAGACCAAUCUCCUGUUUAUAGGCUUCAUGUAUGCAACUAUGAACUUGGUAUUAUAUUUGUCUUUCCUCCGCCAGAGACAGAGGCCAGUAAUCCAGACAACUCCCCGAAUUUGGAUGAUAUUAUCUUGCCCUUUGUGGAGGCUGCCCCAAGAUAUGGGCCAAAAGAUAGGCCAGCAACGAAACGUGCAAUGAGCGAGGCCUUAACAGAGCUUGCCAAGGAGGGAAGGGCUUUUGACAUUGCAGCUGCUGUACAAGAGGCAAUAGAAGAAGAGGUUCCUGAUGAAGAUGAUGAAGUUGAAGUGGUGAAUUGUGUGGUACAUGAGGAGGAAGAGGAAAAUACCUAUGCUGAUUUAUUGUGGCACCAGGUUCACUCAUCUCAGGGUUGUUGAACCUUUCUUACCUCAACAAACAUCAUUCGUCAGUCUAUCAAAAGAUUAGUCUUGUAAAUCACUAGUUGUACAAUAUGAGUACAUUUAUACAUAAUUCAUUUCAAAAAAGACACAAAUUCUUAUUUAAAUGUCAUGUACAAUAAAUAUUGUAUAGUAUGAUUAAAAGUUAACCAAUACGGAGUAUAAUGUAAAAGUUAUUUAUUUUUUAAUGAUACUUUUUUUUUUUGUAUAU
Molecule: messenger RNA, 3835 nt
Organism: Spinacia oleracea (spinach)
Lineage: Eukaryota; Viridiplantae; Streptophyta; Magnoliopsida; Caryophyllales; Amaranthaceae
Exons: 12
Coding region: 229-3603 (1124 amino acids)
Biological process (GO): DNA repair
Cellular component (GO): nucleus
Molecular function (GO): protein binding; nucleic acid binding; phosphoric diester hydrolase activity
Source: RefSeq, a predicted model, not a curated record